AUGGCGCUAACAGUUCGUCCUCCCCUCCGCUCCUCACUCCUCAAAUCUAAAAUAAGCACCACUAACUUGAACCCCUCCCUCCCUCCGCUUGCUUCGCUUCAGUGGAGGUCCUUCGACUUCUUUGACGCCUCCCAGAUCAAGAUCACCGACGACGACACCCGCGCCGUCUUUGAGGGCAACGACAUCUCGGCCGUCUGCUCCGGCUCCGACAGCCUGUUUCUGGGCGGCUAUGACGGCACCGUGCGCAUUGUCGGCCCCGGCAGCUGGAAGAUCGUGCGCAGCUUCCGCGCGUACGAUGGCGGCGCGAGCAUCACGCAUAUGCGACAGGUGGAGGGGACGAGCUUGCUCGUUACUGUUGCGGAAGAGCCGAGCAGCGCAGAGAGCAAUAACCAACCUAUCUUGAAAGUCUGGGCGCUCGACAAGCCGGUUAAGAAGACGGGGAUUCCGACGUGCGUGAGCACGGUGGCGAUCAAUAAUGGGAAGAAGCCGUUCCCGAUAUCGGCGUUCUCGGCGACCGAGGACCUGUCGCAGGUUGCAGUGGGAUUUGCCAACGGUGCUGUGACCGUCAUUCGCGGCGACCUGAUCCAUGAUCUCGGGACGAAACAGCGGAUCAUCUACGAGUCGGACGAACCGAUCACGGGGGUGGAGCUGCAUGUUGAGGCUAGCCUGACGACCCUGUUCAUCGCGACAACGUCACGGAUCCUAAAGCUGGUCAUCUCGGGCAAGGGUCAUGGUCACCCCCCGAAGACAGUUGAGGACACCGGAUGUGGGGUUGGGUGCAUGGCGGUGGACAAGAAGUCGGGGCAGAUCGUGGUGGGCAGGGAAGAUGCCGUCUACUACUAUAACCUGGACGGGAGAGGUCCUCCCAUUGCCUACGAAGCCCCGAAAAAACUGGUCGCCGUGUUUCAGGACUACAUCGCCUUGGUAUCCCCACCUACACCGGUCGGCGAGACUGACACGAUGCGCCAGCGGUUCUGGGGGGGUGCGGCCGAUAGCAUCUACACCUUCACGUUGAUACAUCCUGACCUCCGGAUCAUUGCCCACAGCGAGACGGUGCUGUCCGACGUCAAGCAUAUCUUUCAGCUCUGGGGUGAUCUCUAUGUCCUGACUCAGGAGGGCAAGGUCUUCCGCUACCACGAGAAGUCUCUCCAGCAGCGGCUAGAGAUGAUGUACCAGCGCAACCUCUACACGCUUGCGGCCGACCUCGCCCAGAAGUCCGGCAUGGACGCGCAGCAGCAAAACGUCAUCUACCGCAAGUACGGUGACUACCUCUACCAGAAGGGUGACUACGAUGGGGCCAUGACUCAGUACAUCAAGGCCAUCGACAGCACAGAACCUUCACAGGUGAUCCGGAAGUUCCUGGACACGCAGAGGAUACACAACCUAAUCGAGUAUCUGGAAGAGCUCCACGACCACCACAAGGCGACCUCUGACCACACCACGCUUCUUUUGAACUGCUAUGCAAAGCUCAAGGAUAUUGGAAAACUGGAGAACUUCAUCAAAUCACCGGGUGACCUCAAAUUUGAUCUUGACACAGCGAUUUCCAUGUGCCGACAGGGCGGCUAUUUUGAGCAAGCGGCGUACCUGGCCAAGAAACACGGGGAGCAUGACCUUGUCGUGGAUAUCUUGAUCGAGGACUCAAAGGCUUACGAUGAAGCUCUCGACUAUAUCUGGCACUUGGAUCCAGACACGGCCUACUCUUGUCUCAUGAAGUACGCUCGGGUCCUCAUCGAGCAUUGUCCGAAAGACGCAACCCAGCUAUUCAUCGACUAUUACACUGGACGGUACAGUCCAAGGGUAGACCCACCGGCUCAGAAAGUCCAGCCUACUACAAACGGGGGGUUCGUUGUCGGGGCCGCAAAUGCUGUUCAGAAUCUCAGCAACUUACUGCCGUUGCCGUUAUCAACACAGCAGCAAGCCGCUACUAAGGCAACCAUUGACGACCUUACGGCUGAGAGCGAAACGGCUGCACCAGAGUACACACCACCACGGCCGCGAACGGCGUUCUCCUCCUUCAUCGACCACCCGGACGAGUUUAUCGUCUUCUUGGAGGCGUGUCUCAAUGACGAGCACCGCUCCGAGGGAGACAAAUCAGACAUCUACACCACCCUUUUCGAAAUGUACCUGCACAAAUCCAACGAAAAGAGAGGGGACGACGAGCACCGUGAGGAAUGGGAACAACGAGCGAAAGCCCUCAUCAACAGCAAGAAUCAAGGGACUGCCACCAGCAGCACCAAAACGCCCAUCGAGAACUCCAACGUACUCCUCCUGUCACACCUUUCAGACUUCCGCGACGGCACCACCCUCGUCAAGGAACAGUCCGGCCUCCUCUUCGACAUCUUCCGCUCCUACACCUCGGCAAAGGACACGCGCGGCGCCAUCAAAGCCCUGCGCAAAUACGGGCCGGAAGAGCCGCAGCUCUACCCGGCCGCGCUGGCCUACCUGACCUCUGACGCGCGCAUCCUCGAGGAGGCCGGCAAAGACGAGCUCGCCGCGAUCCUCGAGCGCAUCGACCGCGACGGGCUCAUGGCGCCGCUCCAGGUGGUACAGACGCUGAGCAAGAACGCCGUCGCCAGCAUGGGCAUGCUCAAGCCCUACCUCGCCAAUCGCAUCGAGCGCGAGCGCAAGGAGAUCGCCGAGAACAAGCGGCUCGCGGCCCAGUUCCGGUCCGAGACCGAGACCCGCCGGGCCGAGAUCGCGGACCUGGGCAGCAAGCCGGCCGUCUUCCAGGCGACGCGGUGUGCGCAGUGCAUGGGCUUGCUGGAGCUGCCGGCCGUGCAUUUCUUGUGUAAGCAUAGCUUCCAUCAGAGGUGUCUGAGGAGUGGUGGCAGCGGUGCUGUGGAAGGGGAGGAGUGCCCGAUAUGUGCAAGGGAUAAUGCCACUAUCCGGGCGCUCAAGAAGAGUCAGGAGGAGAACGCGGAGCGGCACGAGUUGUUUAAGGAUGAUCUGGACAGGAGCGAGGACCGGUUCAGGACGAUUUCGGAGUGGUUUGGCAGAGGGGUCAUGAGCGUGCCGAGCGUGGAGUGA
Molecule: messenger RNA, 3027 nt
Organism: Chaetomium strumarium
Lineage: Eukaryota; Fungi; Ascomycota; Sordariomycetes; Sordariales; Chaetomiaceae
Exons: 5
Coding region: 1-3027 (1008 amino acids)
Biological process (GO): endosome organization; intracellular protein transport; vacuole organization
Cellular component (GO): HOPS complex; endosome
Molecular function (GO): protein-macromolecule adaptor activity; metal ion binding; protein binding
Source: RefSeq, a predicted model, not a curated record